Molecule: messenger RNA, 3068 nt
Organism: Mycetomoellerius zeteki
Lineage: Eukaryota; Metazoa; Arthropoda; Insecta; Hymenoptera; Formicidae
Product: coagulation factor VII
Exons: 11
Coding region: 1347-2978 (543 amino acids)
Biological process (GO): proteolysis
Molecular function (GO): serine-type endopeptidase activity
Source: RefSeq, a predicted model, not a curated record
UGUCACUUCGCGCCGAUGAAUCGCGGAUUGAAUCGUCCUACCGCGCUUCCGAUGACAGAUGAAUGUCUUCGCACGGAGUUAUCGGUGUAGAAAGAUGAUUACAUUUCCCGAUUCAUUCGUCUUCAUUAUCGAAAAAUCGUUCUAUGAAGCUGGCUGUAGAGAAUGCAACUUCUAAUGGACUGAAAGAGAUAUCGCUUGCUGAUGACAUACGCGGGAUAGAAUAAUAGAACUUGGCAAAAAACUGAAGAGUAGUUAAAAAGCAACCGAUUUGCUGAUUUAUUUGUGUCAAGAUGUUGAGGCUAACAAACAAUGCAACUAAGAUAUUAAAUGUUACUCUACCUUAUCGAGGAACAAAUGUGACAAGAUAUUAAUGGGUGUAGGAUGCUUGUUCGUAUAUAACGAAUCUAAGAUCUAGUAAUUUGCGAAUGUUGAAUGCCGGCUCAAAGAAGGCUCGAAAUAUCUCAUCGCGGGUUCAUCGAUCAAGCUUAUCGGGACGCGGCAUGAUUCGCCGCCAAUACAGACGUAUGCAAGAGAGUACUUCGGGGAAGAACAAAGAUAUCAUCGCGAGCUGAGAGCAACUAAAUAGCUCUCAAAGGUGAAGACAGACAGUCUUGGAAGUCCAGAAAACUAAAAAUAUCAGCCGGUUCCGCGGUUGUGCGUGCCCGCAGUCCUGCCACGUCGUGCUCCACGCUGGACAAUUUUACCGGCUGGAGAGGAAGAGUGAUAUCUCCAUGAAACAGGGCCCGCCUUUAAUCUCGCGGAUGGCAAUUCGCGGUAAACGACUAUCAGGAACGAUCGUCGUUACCGCAACGAGUCCGUCGACAGACCGGACAUUCACGCGGAACGCGAUCACGCCACGUCUUUAUGCGUAAACUACGGUGGGCUACGUCUCCAUUUACUACCACUACUCGCUAGCCGCUGACGUCUGUCAUCAUCUGCUAUCGCUGUACAUUGCUCCCAUCGGAAUAACAUCGAAAAUAGAUCGAGUUCAGACUUAGGGUGCAGUGUCAAGGCCAAGAGUCCAUCUCGCGACAGAUUCGACGAUGGUGGUACUGGUUGGAGGAUCGGACCUCGAAGUCUCCGGGCUCACCGACAGUAUUUCACAGCGCGGUUGUUUGAAAUUCUUCGCGUGAAGUCGUACCCGUAUUUAUAGACUCGCGUGUAGCGGUGCAUAGGGCCGUGUACGCGAACGCGCGGCACACGCUUCACGUACGUAGCUCCCUCGUCUUCCGUCUCGAGGGUGGGUAGGUAGGUAAGUAGAUACGUGUGGAACAGCCGUCGAUCCCGAGCCACAUCGGGCCCACGUUCGCAGGAAACGAGCGGCAGCACGUCGCGAUCAUGACGCGAUGCGUCCACAACAAGAGCACUACCGGCCUGACCCGCCGACGAAUGCGUCUCCGUCGCCGUCGAACCGUCUGCGCUCGUCGUCCUGCUGGCUGCGAUCCACCGAUUCACUUCCGGGCAUGAUUGCCGGCGAUACCGCCACUAUCUUCCGAGUCCUCGUUAUCCUGCUCGUUCUCGGUUACGCGGUCGCCGCUAAUAGUCUGAAUGAAGAUAAGACAUUCGUCGGAGUUAAAAGCAACAUAAGCUGCCUUCACUCGAUCGACCAGCCGUUUGCAGAGCAUUUGCCAAAGAACAGAGCGACAAAGCUAUCGCACUUCACAAAUUGGAGCGAAUGGUCGGUGUGCGAUCGACACUGCAUGCAAAAUCGCGUCAGGAAGUGCCGAUCAAAAAAAGAUUGUGGGACCACUGUACUUAAGGAGGAACGUGCUUGCGAACAUAACAGAAAAAGUCGUCAAAGGCGAUGCAAACAACGUCAGCGCCGGAAACGUCGACGAAGAAAUGAAAAAUUUCAUGUCGUUCAAGUACCUAAAGAAGCAGAGCCUAGGCAUGGAAAACAAAAAGGCAAAAACAGUAAGGAGAAUUCCAAAAGACAAUAUGGAAAAUGGAGUAAAUGGUCGCCUUGCACGAGAUUGUGCACUACUCAACGUCAUAGAUGGUGCAGAAAGCCAGGAAUUUGCGGGCGCGAUGUGAUACGAGAGAGCGCCUAUUGCUACGUCGAAGGUAGCUUCUGCCAAAGAUGGAUCCAUCGAAAGAUUCGCGGUAGCCACGAAGAAGACGGCGAUGACUUGGUGUUGGACGAGUUCGAACUCAAUCCUAACACCGUGGAUAGCUUCGCUCCAGAAAAGAAUUCAAAUAUUUGGAAGUGCGGAGUAGCGACUCAUAAAGGAUCCAGAUUAUCAUACUUCACGCGAAUUAUCGGCGGCCGUCCGACUGCACCUGGAAGCUGGCCAUGGCAAGUGGCCGUGUUAAAUCGAUUUCGGGAAGCUUUUUGCGGUGGAACAUUGGUAUCCCCAAGAUGGGUAUUAACUGCCGCUCAUUGCAUUAGAAAACGCCUUUAUGUUCGUAUUGGAGAGCACGAUUUAACGAUGAAAGAAGGCACGGAAUUAGAGCUUAGGGUGGACUCAGUGACCAUCCACCCGGAGUAUGAUGCCGAUACUGUUGAUAAUGAUGUGGCUCUACUUCGUUUACCAGUUACCUUGACUCCAUCUCCUUCGAGAGGGAUUGCGUGUUUACCUGCACCAAAGCAGCCCUUACCUACGAAUCAGUUGUGUACCAUUAUCGGCUGGGGCAAAUCCAGCGUGACGGACGAUUUCGGAACGGAUGUGCUGCACGAAGUUAAAGUUCCAAUAGUGUCUCCCGAAACUUGUCGAGAGGUUUACGUGGAUUACAGAAUAACGGAUAAUAUGUUCUGUGCGGGUUAUCGCCGUGGUAAAAUGGACUCUUGCGCGGGUGACAGUGGGGGACCUUUGCUCUGUAGAGAUCCUCGAAAACCCGAACAUCCGUGGACAAUUUUUGGUAUCACUAGUUUCGGCGAAGGUUGUGGAAAGCGCGGUAAAUUUGGUAUAUAUGCCAGACUAUCCAAUUACGUGCGUUGGGUUAUGAAAGUGAUGAAGCAAACUGAUGAUUACAUUUAAGAAACACAGCAAACAUUAUAACUGUAUUAUAAUUGUAAUUAUAGUGUUCACGCAUAAACAAGCAUAGAAGUUAAAAAUACAACAGGCAAU